AUGGAGCAGCCCAGCUUUUCCUCUGGGCAGAUUAUUGGCAUUGAAUGCUACCACUUUAGAGGUGUUGGACACGCCAGAGUAUACGCCCUCCCUACCGUCAACUAUUUUGUCGCCCCUAAUGGCUUUGGUAAGACCACGCUCCUCUAUGCGGUGGCGCUUUGUCUAGGAUCGCGGCAUCCAGAUCUGUGCGAUACAGACUCAUUGAUACAAGAGCAUCAGUUAUUUUCAUGUGCUUUGGUGACCAUCUGCAAUGUUAGCAAGCUAUCAGUGCCAGACGCCCACAAUCUGUUUACCAAAGUUACCGACGUGUUUUGCCACAAGACACACAAUUAUGUACUGAGUAGAUUGACGCAUGAAUCUAUUUAUACUGUACACGUACUAUUGAAAAGAGGCAAGCACGUGCAAUUCUACGCAAAUGGGAGGGCAAUUACGCAAGAUAAGCUAUGCAGAGACAUAAGAAAGAACUUUGAAAUCCAGGUAGACAACCCUUUCCAAUCGAUGAUGCAAUCUGAUGCUCAGAGACUAACUCUGAUGACACCCAGCGAGCGAUUAAUUAAGUUCCUUGAUCUUAUUUUCCCCGAUCUGACCAAUACACUGGAAAGCCUUCAGCCACAGGCCAUGUCCUUAAUGAGUUUCUGCCGAGCCGCACGCGAAACCUUUGAGACCUCCUACAUUAGUAAGCACGACGACUUUCUAAAAAUGGUACAGAAUGCAAUGAAGAUUAUAGAGCUAGGAUCCUUGAAGCAAACCGUCAAUUUAGGCCGGCAGGCUUUGUUAGUGUUAGAAUUUCUAGAAGUCAACACAGAGCGAACCAAGACACUGCAUGAAUACAAGAAACUAGUGAGCGACAUGCAAUCAAAGGAAGAGCCACUAAUUACCCUGAAGAGAGACAUUGAGAAGACCCAGCUUGAAGUACAACGGGUAACAGAAGAGAUGGAGAGGAGGUUUACUGUCAUGAAAAGUUCCAUAGUUUCGCUAGAGCGGUUAUCUCGAACUAUUACAGCAAAUUCAAAGCGGCUUCUUGACCUCCAAUCAGCAUAUGAAGCAGCUAUCACCCAAAAACAAAGCCAAUCUGAUGAGGAUCACCUCGCUCUACAACAGCGAAUCAAUUCGCUGAAUGACCAGAUUCACGAGUAUGAAACCUCCAUCAGCGAACUCGAAGCAAAGAGGUCAGAGGCGUCAGUAGCACUAUGCAACAUGAACUUUGAAGCAUCAUCACUAUAUGCGUCGACCGAAUAUAAGGAUGCGAUGGUCAGACAUCAGCAGAUAGAAGAUGAACGAGAACAGCGAGAGCAGCUGGUGCUUCAAUGUAGGAGUCUGCCCCAUUAUAGCUGGCUUGCAGAUAUCUACCAGGCCUCUCUUGAGUUAGAGCUUGAUAGCUCAAUGCGAUAUUUUUUAUUUGUUCCCAUAGCAAAGUGGAUAGGCAUAAAAUCGGAUACGCCAAUUCCUUUUAAUAUUGUUAAGUUCAUGCUUCAAUCCGCCCUCGGCCAAUCCUUGUAUACUGUACUAACCAACUCAAUAGAACACCAAUCAAACCUUAGUAGGAGAUUUGAUCAGUACAGGGAUAGAGGCGGCGCAACCACCAUCGAGCUCCUUCAAGAUUAUCUCGAGAUGGAUUACCAAGAAGCAUACAAUCGCGCUAAUCGAGAGCUGGAAAACCAAUAUGCUUCACUAAAGACUAAGACCAUCAACACGGCGGGUAUUAGAACUCUUUCGGCGUCGGGGUCCUCAGUACAAGCAUCCGCCAUGGCUAACAUCGCGUUUCUAAUAGAUUGCCUAGAUGGAAACCCCAUCGUACUGAAUCACUUUUUCCAGAAGCUAAGUGUCGCAGUGUAUGUCCAAUCUUCAUCAGGGUCCAAGCUAACAAAUGCUGAGAUCAUCCGAUUCAUGGAGUCUAAUGUGGGCACCUUCAACAUCUUAUGUCAUGAUGGAAUGCUGCAUAUCGGGACGUCUAAUAACCAGAGGCAGCUCCUGGCCCGCACGUCGUACGGUCUUGACCCUACUAGGGCAUAUGCUGAAUGUGUUCAAGGCUAUGCAGAACAAAUGAGAUAUCCACGGUUUAUGCACAAGAUUCUAGAAGACAAGAGAGCCGUUGAAAAGGAGGUCAAAGAGCUGCAGGACUCGUACAGCGAUAGCAUUCAGGCAGCGAGAUCACGCAUGGAGGAGCUUAAGUUAUUUAUGAACCAAAGCAGAGUCAAGCUAACUGAGACUAAUCAAUUGCUGCGUGAGUGUCGCUCGGAGCUCAACACCCUAGAUGCCAGGAUGAAAACUUAUAAAGUCGUCACAGAACAAGACAUCCUUGCCGCCGAAAAUGCAUACACAGAUAUGUCCAACUUACUGAGCACGUCGGCCAUUUCUGCACUGGCCCAGAGUAAAGCAAGGCUCGCUGAUAUUCAAGUUCUUAUACCUCUUGCCACACAGGUCAAAGACCUCCACAAAAGGGGGAAUGAUCUUAAUAUCAGUUUGACAUCUGCGCAAGAUGAGCAUCAAUUAGCACAAAAGCGGGCCAGUGUCUUUAGAGAGAAUACGUUAGGCAAUAUCGAGGACGUAUUUAGGGUCAGAAAGAGCCGCAUACUAUCAAUCCUAAAGGUACUCUGUCCAGACAUGGCACCUGACCCUCCCCUUGAAAGUCCUUGCGACUCUUCGUCGCUGGAAACAACAGUUCCAUAUCUUUUAACACACAGAGAAUUUGCCAAAGAGUUGACAAAGCACGUUGCGUCUGCAAAGCUACAGGCUUCGGCAAUGGACCUUACCAGCCCAUAUACCGUGGAUUUAACAUGUUUCAAAGCCUUUGUCAAUAAUCUGGAGAACAGGUUUAAGUUGCAGCAAUCCAAGCAAGACCAAUCGAUCAAAGAUACCUUUCUAACGGAAAAGAAAAAGUUUUGCGACUUUCUAAGUGACAGGUUUGCGUCAAAUGCGUAUAUACUUGUCCACCUUUUCCGUUUGCUUGAGGUGAUCCGCACAGUUCAAGAUAGCGUAGCUGAGGUGAUAGCAGAGGUGAGCAAACGAUUUGGAGAUAACAUAAGGGAGUUCGGAAUCUCCGGAGAGGCAGUACUCACGGGUCUUUUUACCUCAGACAGAAGGAGAAAUGCAUCCGUAGUCUCACCAGAGUUUGACGCAGCACAUGCGCUUCUUAAGGAGUACGAUGGGGACCAUCGACGCUGCUUUGAAAUGGAUAAGUUCACCGCCUUCCUGAUAGAGAAUCCUUCCUUAAAAGCAGUAUCCAUUUCAUCUACUAGUAAUACAUUAGAAAUAGAUUCAUAUACUGCACUAGUGUUGAAUGGCCAGAAAACCGGGGACGAGGGCAACGACUCAGAAAGCAGCACAGCAGCGUCAGAAAAUUCUAUUGCUAACACUGAGCCAGCGGAGCCUAGCGCUAAGAGGACGGCCAGCUACGUUCAGCGAAAAGCUAGUGAAGAUGGCUCUAUUCUUAUGUUAAAGCUGGAGCCUUUUCUCGACAAGUUGAAGCAAGCAUCAUACCUUGACCUCGAUGUAUCCGACGAGUCUUCCGACAGUGAUACACACCAUCACAAGCAAGAUACCCGAGCGAGUCGAGCGAGCGAUGCAUCAGUAGAUAUGUUCUCAAGGAAGUAUCAAAAGAGCAAGCACAUUUUAUCUGCCAGAGUAUCUUUGUCUACCUUCUUGACAAACGAAGUCCAGGAGAGCCAGCUCAUUGCCCUGUCAAAGGCAUUCAAACCCGUAGUCAAGGAGCCCCAAAUCCAAGCCAUAGUACCGCUUAUGACUUCCCUAAAGCCAGGCCUAGAGCUCAGGACGCAGUUCGUUGCCAACGAAACACUAACAGGCAUCACUCUUUCUGGCGGAGAGAGCUCGGUGGUAGCUCUCUGUCUUGUCAAUUCACUAUAUGGCCAGAAGGCACUGAGCUCCAUCAGGUUCAGGCUCGUAGAUGAGAUAAACCAGGGCCUCGACGAUAAGUUCGAGAAGGUAGCUCACGACAUGCUUUGUUCGCUUCACAAUGAUCAAAUCCAGUACUUCGUAGGCUCUCCAAAGCUCCCAUCUUAUCUCACAUUCGAAGACCCGCGAAUACGCGUGCACAUCAUAAUCCGCCGGCCGCUCCUGGCGGGGUCACCAGGUUCUGCUGGCACAGCAUAUGAGCGUAAUGGAGACGCUACACUAGAAACUCUCUGCACUGAGGAGCUCUAUUAG
Giardia duodenalis is the source of this 4164-nucleotide messenger RNA. RefSeq names its product RecF/RecN/SMC N terminal domain-containing protein. Gene Ontology annotation, molecular function: ATP binding; ATP hydrolysis activity. The coding region runs from base 1 to 4164 and encodes 1387 amino acids. Gene Ontology annotation, cellular component: Smc5-Smc6 complex. Gene Ontology annotation, biological process: double-strand break repair via homologous recombination. The record is from RefSeq and is a predicted model, not a curated record. NCBI's taxonomy places the organism in Eukaryota, Fornicata, Diplomonadida, Hexamitidae. The transcript has a single exon.